Molecule: messenger RNA, 585 nt
Organism: Trachymyrmex cornetzi
Lineage: Eukaryota; Metazoa; Arthropoda; Insecta; Hymenoptera; Formicidae
Exons: 3
Coding region: 1-531 (176 amino acids)
Source: RefSeq, a predicted model, not a curated record
AUGGAUGACGUGUUUCCCAUUUUUGAACAUGUGUACCAUAACCUGCUAGAAUACACAUGUGAAUUGAAGCAGCUUGUGUUGCGUGUGGUUCUGACUAUUUUUGAUUGGAUUUUUAUAUUGAUUUUGAAGAUGCCAAAUAUAUGCUGUGCAGCGAGAUGUUUUAAUAAAUCCAGUGAUGGAUAUGCAUUAAUUAGAUUUCCCAAGGAAAAUCAAUAUAAGAAAGCAUGGGUAGACGCUGUUUUUGGAGAGACAUCAAGAUCCUUGAAUAAUUUGAGAUUGUGUGAAGUUCACUUUGAGCCAUCAGAUGUAUUGGUGGUAGGUUGCCGGAAAGAAAUAAAAAAAGGUGCGAUUCCAUCACGUUUUUGCCAUUGUCUCUCUGAGAAUUUUUGUAAGUCGCAAGCAAGAAAGCGGAAGAAAGACGAAGUUUAUGUACGUAAUGUCAAAACGAGACUAGAUAGUUCAGAGAAUUUAAAUAAUAAUAUAUGGAGUGUUCGUAUAACAAGAGGCUUUCAGAAAAUCGUCUUCCUUUAAAACAAAUUGCGCCAAAUAUCUUAAAACAUUCUUAUAGUCAGACAUUGAAAUUUA